AUGUCGCCAUGUGGACCAAGUAUGCCCGUACCAAAUUGCGCAAGUGGUUCAUCAUCUAUGCCAUUUAGUGUUGAAGGUGAAAAUGAUGUUGGAGAAAUUUCACCCGACAAAAAUGUAUCGCCAAACAAGGGGGGGAUGUUUGAAAUUUCAGAUGAUGAUAAUAACAUUGAGCCUCCAAAAGCUGGUAUGAAAUUUGGUACUGAUAAAGAGGUUUUGGCCUAUUACAAACGAUUUGCCAAACAAGAGGAUUUUGGGGUUAUGAUAAGAAGGAUGAAAAGAGAUCUUGAUGGGAAUGCUAAGUAUGUCACGAUUGCCAGUACACGCGGCGGCAAGUACUAUCCUAGCCAUAAUAAUUUAGCCAAGCCUAGUCCAACGACAAAAAUAGAUUGUAAGACGAAGGUAAAUGCUUGCCUUGUGAAUGGGGAAUGGGUGUUGACCAGUGUAGAUCUUGUUCACAAUCAUAAAAAAUUGGGAUCCCACUCAAAAUACAACAAGUUGAAGACUGCCAUUCAGAAUGUAGUCUACGAUACACAAAGCUGCGAAGAAUUCGAGGAGAAGUGGGAGCAGUUAAUGCUUAAGUAUGAGCUUACUGAUAAUGCAUGGUUGCAUGGGUUAUACAUCGAGAGGUCAUUUUGGGUACCAGUCUUCCUGAAAGGUGUAUUCUGGGCUGGUAGCAUUUCUACUUACGAUGUCUUUGAAGAAAUUUCCACCCCCGAUGGACAGUCCAAAAUUAUGAAGUACAUAGUUUGGUUGAAUGAAGAUGAAUUUGAAGUCAAAUGCACGUGUGCCCUGUUUGAGAUGAGAGGAAUUAUUUGCAGGCAUGCAUUUAAAGUAUGUCAGAUGAAGUACAUUCAUUCUUUGCCGGAAAAAUAUGUGUUGGAUAGAUGGAGGAAAGAUACAAAGAGAAGAUACACACUAGUUAAGAGUAGCUAUGAUGAUUGUCCGGUGAAUGCGGAUGCACGUCGGUAUGACCUUGUUGUUAAAAGAUGUAUAAGAUUUGCGACACUUGUAUCUAGGAGCAAUGAGCAUGUAAGUGCUUUCUUUCAUUUCUUGGAUGAGUUUGAGCAGAAGUUGGUUGGAGUAGAGCCUGAGUCCUAUUCAACAAAGAUGAAAGAGAAUGUGGAUGCAGAAAGGGGUAAGAAAAUAUUAAGUCCACAAGUUGUUCGGGGGAAAGGGAGGCCGCCAACGCGAAGAAAGGUCCUGAUGGUUGAGAAGGCUGCAGGGAAGAGAAAGAAGAAACAGAUAUUUCACGUUUGUUCGUAA
Molecule: messenger RNA, 1263 nt
Organism: Carya illinoinensis
Lineage: Eukaryota; Viridiplantae; Streptophyta; Magnoliopsida; Fagales; Juglandaceae
Exons: 4
Coding region: 1-1263 (420 amino acids)
Molecular function (GO): zinc ion binding
Source: RefSeq, a predicted model, not a curated record